Molecule: messenger RNA, 2210 nt
Organism: Diaporthe batatas
Lineage: Eukaryota; Fungi; Ascomycota; Sordariomycetes; Diaporthales; Diaporthaceae
Product: histidinol-phosphate transaminase
Exons: 2
Coding region: 594-1877 (427 amino acids)
Biological process (GO): L-histidine biosynthetic process
Molecular function (GO): L-histidinol-phosphate:2-oxoglutarate transaminase activity; pyridoxal phosphate binding
Source: RefSeq, a predicted model, not a curated record
CCUCUAGCUACUCUAUGUGACCCAGCUUAGCAAAGUAUUAAGAAAUACCCAGGCCUACGCCUAUUGUAUGCUCUGUGCACUAACAGCAUUAUAUUUCUGUCUUUCUCUCUUUCUUUCUGCUUCUUCUUAAGCAACAAAAUAAAAGAAAUCUGGGUCUUGAGCGUUCACCACUGUAUGAAGACCUCAGAUGUAGUUAUUUUCCAUGUAUGGGGGACAGAAAUGAAGCGACUAAGCCGCUAAUCUGAAGUCUGUGUUGUCGCAGCAAUAACUAAUAAGUCAGUACCUAGGUAGUGAGCCGAGCCGGUCCGCGUGUGGAACUUGGUCUCCGGGCUCGGAGCGGCAGUGGAUGCAUGGGUCAUUGAUGCUGGACCGACCCGCGGGGCGCCGAGCGGGCCCGGCACAGCGGGCACUGCAAAAGCUUCCAGACUCGGCUUCACCAAACACGAGCCGUGGCUGCUGUGAGUCAACUGCCAUAUCAACCCGACCAAUUAAUUGUUGAGUCACAUCCAGCUGCAUAAAUAUCAGCAACCGGCUGGAGCCUGCGGAGACCAUCCGUCACGCCAGCCCGACUGUCACAAAAACAGGUCUCGACAAUGUCUCCUUUCAACCUCGAGACAUGCGCCCGGCCAAACAUCAUCAAGCUGCAGCCGUACCGCUGCGCGAGAGAUGACUACAAGGAUGACGGGCACAACGUCCUGCUCGACGCCAAUGAGAACGCCUACGGCCCGCCCUUGUCGCAGCAGGCGGCGGCGGCGCUGCAGGAGGGCAACUCGGCCAGGCUGGACCUCCUGGGCCUGCACCGCUACCCGGACCCGCACCAGCACGCCCUCAAGCAGCAGCUGUGCGACCUGCGCACCACCGGCGCCCACUCGGACAAGCCCCUGACCCCGGACAACCUCUUUGUCGGCGUCGGCUCCGACGAGGCCAUCGACGCCCUGCUGCGCUGCUUCUGCGUGCCCGCCCGCGACCGCGUCCUGGUCUGCCCCCCAACCUACGGCAUGUACGCCGUCUCCGCCGACGUCAACGACGUCGGCCUGCACCGCGUGCCCCUGCUGCCCGCCCCGGCCUUCCAGCUGGACCUCCCCGCCGUCCUGGCCGCCCUCGACGACGCCGCCACCAACCACGUCAAGCUCGUCUACCUGUGCUCCCCGGGCAACCCCACCGGCUCCCUGCUGGCCAAGGACGACGUCCGCCGCGUCCUCGAGCACCCCACCUGGAACGGCAUCGUCGUGCUGGACGAGGCCUACGUCGACUUCGCCCGCGCCAACACCGACACCGCCGACGCCUCCCUGGCCGAGUGGGUCAACGAGUGGCCCAACCUCGUCGUCAUGCAGACCCUGUCCAAGGCCUUUGGCAUGGCCGGCAUCAGGCUCGGCGCCGCCUUCUGCGCGCCCCCCGUCGCCCGCAUCCUCAACAGCCUCAAGGCCCCCUACAACAUCUCCUCGCCCACCAGCGCCCUGGCCUCGUACGCCCUGUCCCCCGACGGCCUCGCCGCCAUGCGCGACAACAGGGCGAGGCUCGUCGCCCAGAGGGACCGCAUGGUCGCCGAGCUGGCCCGCGUCCCCGGCGUCGGGAGGCUGCGCGGCGGCACCGAGAGCAACUUCCUGCUGUACGAGAUGCUCAACGCAGAUGGCGAGCCGGACAACAAGACGGCCCUGGCUGUCUACGAGGGCCUGGCCGAGACCAAGGGCGUCGUGGUGAGGUUCAGGGGCAAGGAGCACGGCUGCCUUGGGUGCCUCAGGAUCACCGUCGGCACAGAGGCCGAGGUCACGCGGUUCCUCGAGUCCAUCAGGAGAACGCUGGCUGAGGUCAGGGGGACGGCCACACCCAGCGACGAGGAGGCCAGGGAGAAGGAGGCGAGCGGUGUUGUUGCAUAGACGAUCAGCUGUCCUUGAUUGCUCGAAAAGCGGAUUAGACAAAAUAGAGCUUCCAGCCAGAGUCACGGGCUCUGGUAUUUUACAUACACUAUUGCCACAACACGGCCACAUUUCCAGAAAGAAAAUUAAGCAAUGUCACAAUAUAGCCCCUGUGGCCUGGCUUGGCCCUGUCAUAUUGCCUAAUAGGAGUGUCACAGGUUACCCUACGAGCGUCUAGGAGGUCGGCGCGUCCCAUAGAAGGGUGUCCCAGAGAACACCCUCCUGUGAAAUAAUGUCUACGGAGGAGCUACCGGAAGUACUCUAGCCAUAUGAACUCCACUAAGACAUAUCAUU